Molecule: messenger RNA, 1545 nt
Organism: Apiotrichum porosum
Lineage: Eukaryota; Fungi; Basidiomycota; Tremellomycetes; Trichosporonales; Trichosporonaceae
Exons: 3
Coding region: 1-1545 (514 amino acids)
Molecular function (GO): zinc ion binding
Source: RefSeq, a predicted model, not a curated record
AUGUCCUCGACAGUCGACGGCGAGCGGGAAGAUAUUGCAGACAUGGCAGACGAGCAUGCCGUCGACGACGCGCUCCCUCACGACCCUGUCCCAGCCGCCAAGCAACCCGCUCCAGACGACGUGGUCUCCGACACGCCCACGCCGCCCGCCCCGGGUUCGGUGCCAGCAUCAACCACGGUCGACGAGGACGAGCGAGAGGCCGCAGCACUGCACGAGCCGUUUGACGUGCCUUCAGCAGACGACGUGGUGAAGGACGAGCUCGUCGCUGCAGCACCGAUCGCUGGGGAGGAGACAAAGACCGAGGAACGGGCCAUGCCCGACGGCCUCGACCCCAGCCACGAUCACGGCCCCGACUCAGUGCUGGCACCGACGCGCGACGACGAAGACACAGCACCCCUCCGCGAGAUCGGUGUCGAUACGCCGCCCCCAGAUGACAGGCAGUGCCGUAUUUGCCUUGGGGGACCCGACGAGGAAGCAGAGUAUGGACGGCUCAUCAGCCCAUGUCUCUGUGCCGGCAGUAUCCGAUAUGUUCACAGUAGGUUGCAGCGACCACCCGCCAUUCUGACGUACAGUGCAGUGCAUCAACCAGUGGCGAGAAAGGGGCACCAAUGCCGUAGGUUGAGGACUUCAAGGAAAGUUGCUAACUUGCACAGAAAGGCUUCCUCGUGCGGAUACGCGUAUCACAUCCGCCGAACACUGGUCUACGGCCUCGCACGCUCGCGGCUCGCCAUCGUCGCGUUGACGACGUUCCUCUUCAUGACCAUGACCCUCGUUGCGGGCCACUUCCUGCUAAAGUACCUGGUGGCCGCGGCCAUCGAGGCCGACGAUGCCGCCAGAGCAGCCGAAGCCGCCGCAAAGGCAGCAGGUCUCUCCGCUGCAGACCUGCAAACCGACACCACCGGCGGACACUUUGACGGCGACUUUUGGGAGUCGGAAGACGGCCACAUGGUCAUGUACGUCGGCGGCGCGACGCUGGUGUACGACGUGGUCAUCGAGUCGAUCGAGACGUUCCUCAUCUUUGCGAGCGACGCGUACGACUAUCUCCGCCACGACGCUGGCUGGGUAUCGGUCCUGGCGCUUACUUUGGUUAUCCGGUUCAUCCUCGGUCUCGCGCUCCUCGGCUCGAUCAGCUUCCUCACCUUGCUGGGCUCGCUGUCGCUGUUCGCGCCUCUGCAGCUCAUCCACACUCUGCGCGGCACAGGCCUCUUUGACGGUAUCCGCCGCCGCAUGAGUGGCCGCAACGGCACCAUCCUCGUCGUCACGUUUGUGCUUAUCGGCAUUUUCAACAGCAUCGUGCAAGUCUACGACAUCGUCCAGUCCCUCACGCUCAAGAUGCUGCGGUAUGUCGAGACGCAGAUUGUCGAGGUCAACUCCCCCGAGGGUUUGCGCGCACGCCAAGAGCAACACGUCCCCGGGUGGUGGGGCCGGUGGUGGGCCGAGCGUCGUUGGAGGACGAUGAGGGGAUGGUACGAGGUGUGGCUCCGCGGAUGGGUCAACGUCAAGGAGCGUGUGCGACAGUGGAGGGCCGGACCAGCUUUGGCUUGA